UUACCUAGUUACCGUCGUUGCUUGUUAGUACCAUGGCAACAAUGCUUUAGAUCGACCAGAAAAAGAGUGGUUGCUGUUAUCUUGGCAAGAGUAUUAUUGUAUGAAGAAGUGUCGUUGUCACCAGGUUAAAAUGUUUAAUAUACCUGUUAAAAUGUGAAAUUAUAAACAGAUAGAAAAAGGUACUUUAAUAAAAUGAUUAUUGUUAAUCAUCAGUUCUUCAAGAAGUGUACAAAGAAUGGAGCAAAAUGAUUCUUAUGUAUAAUACAAGAAAGUUUUUGUGAAAUUGCCUAAUAAGAAAAUAAAAUGACUUUAAAAGGUCUAUAAAAGUGGCACACAGUGUCACAUUUAGGCAUGGUGAUAGAACUUUUUUGGCGUCGUCGUCAAGUGCUGAGUACUGGUAUAUUCAGAUGUCAUGUAAACCAACCAACAAUCAGACGUUGGUUGUUGAUUGCUCUGAGUUUAACUGUUUUUUCUUUACUUGUAUUUUCAUAUUAUCUUUCCAAUUUUCAUUUUCAUAGUUUUAUUCAUGUACCAAGACAGCCAAUAUUUCAUUGCCGCUCUCAGUCUGAACAUUUAUACGGACAGACACAUCCAUCUUUAGUUAAUGCUCAUGUUUCUAGUGCACAAUUACGGCUUGAUUCAAAAGUUUUAGUAUUUGUUGAAACACAAUAUUCUCAUUUGGGAAGACAAAUUUGUGAGAUAUUGGAAGCAAGCCGCAUUAAAUUUAAAAUUGAAAUUGCUGGGAAAAGCCUUCCAUUGCUAACUAAUCUUGAUAAAGGAAAAUUUGCAGUUAUUGUUUUUGAAAAUCUUGAAAAAUAUCUUGGUAUGAACAAAUGGAACAAAGAAUUAUUAGAUAAAUAUUGUAGAGAAUAUAAUGUUGGUGUUAUUGGUUUUAUUCGUCCAAAUGAAGAUAGCAUGGUUGGAGCUCAGUUAAAAGGGUUUCCUUUGUAUAUUCACACUAAUCUUGCCAUUAGAGAAUACGAAUUAAAUCCUCAUUCUGAAGUCCUUCGUCUUACGCGUGCUGGUGAAAUAUAUACAGGAGUUUUGCCAGGUGAAGAUUGGACCAUAUUUCAAACAAAUCACUCUACUUAUGAGCCCUUGGCUAUUGCAAGAUCACAAUCAUUUAAUUCUAUUGCUGAUGGUUUAAAUUCUGCACUUAUUACAGUGAUUCAGGAUCAUGGACAGUAUGAUGGAAUUCAAAGAAUUUUGUUUGGCUAUGAUUUUAAAUUUUGGCUACACAAAAUUCUUUUUUUGGAUUCAGUUUCUUAUUUAUCUCAUGGAAAAUUGAGUUUGCCUCUACAGCGCUUUCUUCUUAUUGACAUUGAUGAUAUAUUUGUUGGUGAGAAAAGUACCAGAAUGAAACCUGCAGAUGUUCAGGCACUGCUAGAUGCUCAAGAAAGAUUUCAGCUUAUUAUUCCAGGAUUUCGUUUUAAUUUAGGUUUUUCAGGAAAAUUUUAUCACAAAGGAACUGAUGAAGAAAAUAGAGGGGAUGAUAUGCUUUUAGAAAAUGCUGAGAAAUUUUGGUGGUUUUGUCAUAUGUGGAGUCAUAGUCAACCACAUUUAUUUGAUAAUAUUACUUCUUUGGAAGUUGAAAUGAGACUUAACAGAGAUUUUGCCAAGAAGCAUGGAAUUCCAAUGGAUUCAGGUUAUUCAAUAGCACCGCAUCAUUCAGGAGUGUAUCCAGUUCAUGGUCAAUUAUAUGAUGCUUGGAAAAGGAUUUGGAAUGUGAAAGUUACAAGUACAGAAGAAUAUCCACAUUUAAGGCCUGCAAGAUUAAGAAGAGGAUUUAUUCAUAGAAAUAUUAUGGUUUUGCCACGACAAACUUGUGGUCUUUAUACACACACAAUAUUUAUGGAUAAAUAUCCAGGUGGGUCAGAGAAACUGGAAACUAGUAUUCAAGGCGGUGAAUUGUUUUAUUUGUUUGUAUAUAACCCUUUUAACAUAUUUAUGACACAUUUGUCUAAUUAUGGAAAUGAUAGACUUGCAUUGUAUACCUUUGAAUCAGUUAUCAAAUUUGUUCGUUGUUGGACUAAUUUACAAUUGGCCACAGUACCUCCUCUCCAUCUUGCUGAAAAAUAUUUUCAAAUGUUUCCAGAAGAAACAGAUCCAAUUUGGAUGAAUCCUUGCAAUGAUAAAAGACAUCAAGCUAUUUGGUCUGUAAGCAAAUCAUGUGAACAGCUACCAAAAUUUUUAGUAAUUGGUCCUCAAAAAACUGGAACAACAGCAUUAUAUACUUUUCUUUCAAUGCAUCCUGCCAUUGUUAGUAAUUAUCCAAGUCCUGAAACUUUUGAAGAGGUCCAGUUUUUUAAUGGCAGAAAUUAUUAUAAAGGAUUAGAUUGGUAUAUGAAUUUCUUCCCAGUUCCUAAAAAUUCCACAGAUAAAUAUUUAUUUGAAAAAAGUGCCACAUAUUUUGAUGGUGAACUUGUACCAAUGAGAGCUUAUGCUCUGUUACCUUAUGCCAAACUGGUAACAAUUUUAAUAAGUCCUAUUAAAAGAGCUUAUUCCUGGUAUCAGCACAUGAGAGCUCACAGGGACAUUACUUCUCUGAACUAUAGCUUUUAUGAAGUUGUCACUGCUGGCGAUCAUUCCUCUAGAAUGUUACGUGAAUUAAGAAAUCGAUGUCUUAGUCCUGGAAUGUAUGCCCAGCAUUUAGAACGUUGGUUAAAUUACUAUCCACCUGUACAGCUGAUGAUAAUAGACGGUGAAGAACUGAAAGCUGAUCCAAUUUCUGUUUUAAAUAAUCUUCAACAUUUUCUUAAAAUUAAGCCAUUCUAUGAUUACAGUGAGCAUUUGAGGUAUGAUCCAAGGAAAGGUUUCUUCUGUCAGGUGACUCAUCGCAACAGCACAAAAUGUCUGGGCCGCAGCAAAGGAAGACAAUAUCCUCCAAUGGACCCAAGAGCCGAGAAGUUCCUAAAAGCAUUCUAUCUGUCACACAACGUUGCUCUCUCGAAAUUAUUAAAUAGACUUCGUCAACCAAUUCCCGCCUGGCUGGAAGAUGAUUUAUCACACAGAUGAAAAAUAAUAAUAUAAAAUGCAAUGUAUAUACAAAUGCCCUUCGGAUGGUUUGGCCACAAGUUAUUUUGGGAAAACUUUUUAAGUUUAAGUUUGUCUUAAAUGAACAGUGAGGAUUCAUAAAUAGAUGUAUUGUAUAUUGAAAUUAUGUAUAUUCGGAGAGUACUCAUAUUACAUAUAAAUUUAUAUAUAUAUAUAUAUAUCUCUGAAGAAAAUUGCCAGUAUUUUGAUCACAUAAUUAGUAUACAGAUAUUUAUUACUUCAUUGGCAGCUCAAAAUUAUCAUAAGAGUGCAUCAAAUUUCAUUUAUGAUUGAUUUAAAAUAUAUUAAAAAGGAUAUAAUUUUUCCAUUUCUCUCGUUAUUUUAUUAAAAAAAAGGAAUUAUUGUUAAUUUUUUUUUACUUGAAUCAGUUCAUUUGAUCAUUAUCACAUCACUGCAUAGUCAUUAUAAAGGACCAAUGUCAAUAAAUUUAAAAAAAAUCAAAGCUUUUAUAUAGAAAAUUAUAUUUUACAAAUUAGAUCUGUCGUCUAUUUAAAACUGCAACAAAUAUUUGCAAGAAAAAUUUCUUUUAUAAACUUUCUAUUGUAAUAAGAUAAAAAGAAGUUAUAUGUACACACCACACACACAAAAACACAUAGUAUGUUAAUGUAUAUCUGUAUAUUUAUUGUACAUUACACAAAUUUAAUAGGCCAUUGUUGAGAAUUUGAAAUGUUCUGUUUUCUUCUUUCAUGUUUUUAGCAAAGAUUUUUAAGAAAAAUAUGAAAAUUUGCUUAGACAAAUCUGUGGUAGAAAUACAUGUUAUCUUUACUGUUUUAAUUUAUAAAAGCUCUAUAAAUAUGUGUUGUUAUAUAGCGCUUUCAAAAAUUCGAGAGGUCUCGGGUAAAAAAUUUCGACCUUAAAACUAUUCGGCGAGAGUUCGCUCGGGUAACAAACUAAAAAAAAUUCCACCAUGUAAUGGUUUCUCAACCAGUAUACUCUCAGAAAUGUAAUUUAAUUAUCGUGCCAAUAAUUUAUAUGUUUUGGUAUUAUUAUGUUAUGAGACAGCAAUGCAGACGAGCAAAUCGAGUUUGUAAAAAAAAAC
Molecule: messenger RNA, 4093 nt
Organism: Centruroides sculpturatus (bark scorpion)
Lineage: Eukaryota; Metazoa; Arthropoda; Arachnida; Scorpiones; Buthidae
Product: bifunctional heparan sulfate N-deacetylase/N-sulfotransferase-like
Exons: 17
Coding region: 352-3015 (887 amino acids)
Cellular component (GO): Golgi apparatus
Molecular function (GO): heparan sulfate N-sulfotransferase activity; deacetylase activity
Source: RefSeq, a predicted model, not a curated record